AUGGCUUCAUCAGAUUCCGACGUGCCUCCGGAAGCAUCGGCGCCGUCGUUAGAGGAGAUGACCAGAGCAGGCGCCAGAUCGAUGAUCCUCCCGAUCAUCCUCAACUUCGCCGCCGCGUCUCCUCCGUCUCCGCGCCAGCGCGACGUGACGGUGAUCGUGAACGCGAGGACGGGCUCGAUCACCUUUAUUGAGGGCGCGGCGGACGGGAAGGAGGGGCAUUUGCCGGCGUCGAAGGCGUCGAUAGAGGCGAUGCCGGUCGUGAAAGUCGGCGAAGACGGGAUCGAUUGCGCUAUCUGCCUGGCGGAGUUUGAAUUGGGCGGCGAGGCGAAGGCGAUGCCGUGUAAUCACCGGUAUCAUCCAGAUUGCAUUGAUAAGUGGUUGCAGAUCCACGGAUCUUGCCCGCUUUGCCGGUACAAGAUGCCCGCGGAAGAAGGAGAGGAAGUUAGGAAAGAAAGUGAUAAUCCCGCGGAUGAAUUAGGUGAAGUGGAGAACGAAGCUCGCCGUGACGGUGGCACAGAGCGGCGAGAAAGGGCGGCUAUGGUGUUUCACGUCUUCUUCAGGAACGGUGGCCGGAGAAAUUCCGACUCCGAUUCCGAUUCCGAUUCCGAUUUUGAAAUGCAAGGAGAAGAUACUAAUCAAGAAAAUCCUGGCAGUGAAGACUCCGAAGUGGCUAUGGAAAUUGACGGUCGAUAA
Messenger RNA from Ipomoea nil (Japanese morning glory), 693 nucleotides. RefSeq names its product probable E3 ubiquitin-protein ligase RHC1A. Gene Ontology annotation, biological process: protein ubiquitination. Lineage: Eukaryota; Viridiplantae; Streptophyta; Magnoliopsida; Solanales; Convolvulaceae. Gene Ontology annotation, molecular function: ubiquitin protein ligase activity. Bases 1 to 693 code for a protein of 230 amino acids. The record is from RefSeq and is a predicted model, not a curated record. Gene Ontology annotation, cellular component: cytoplasm. The transcript has a single exon.